Prunus persica (peach) is the source of this 2087-nucleotide messenger RNA. Its product is annotated as 26S protease regulatory subunit 8 homolog A. Gene Ontology annotation, cellular component: proteasome regulatory particle, base subcomplex. Gene Ontology annotation, molecular function: proteasome-activating activity; ATP binding; ATP hydrolysis activity. The record is from RefSeq and is a predicted model, not a curated record. Bases 114 to 1307 code for a protein of 397 amino acids. Lineage: Eukaryota; Viridiplantae; Streptophyta; Magnoliopsida; Rosales; Rosaceae. The transcript has 9 exons. Gene Ontology annotation, biological process: proteasome-mediated ubiquitin-dependent protein catabolic process.
CUGUAAUGACUUGGAAUGUAAGUCAAGUCUCUACUACGUUUGAAGUUUGGCAUUUUCAGUCUUGGGUUACAGAGAACACCUGAAAAGAAACUAAAAGCUCUCAAGAAUCUCCCAUGGCUGCCACCCAAUUCAAGGGUAUCAGACGCUACUAUAUCCGAAAAAUCCACGACGUCCUGCACCAGCUCCACCAGAAGGGGCAGCAUCUCCUUCGCCUCGAAGCUGAAACCAGCAUUCUCAACUCACAAGUGAGAAAGAUUAAGGAAGAAGUCCAGCUGCUUCAGGACCCUGGAUCUUAUUCUCAUGUUGGUUUAGUUAGACAAGUAAUUGACAAGCACAUGGUUUUGGUUAGGAUUGUUGGAGAAGGAAUGCAUGUUGUUGAUGUUGAUGAAAACAUUGACGUCAUAGAGCUCAAACCGUCAACAAGAGUUGCUCUCCGAAGACGCAGCUAUACCAUUCAUGCAAUACUGCAAAAAAAAAUUGAUCCUGUCGUCAAACUUUCGAAAGUUCAAAAUAAUCCUGAAUGCACGUAUGAUAUGAUUGGUGGUCUUGAUGAGCAAAUCAAAGAAAUAAAGGAGGUCAUUGAACUUCCAAUCAGACAUCCUGAAUUAUUUGAGCUCCUUGGUAUAGCUGAACCAAAGGGCGUCCUGCUUUAUGGGCCCCCUGGCACUGGGAAAACACUGUUGGCUCGGGCUGUAGCUCAUCACGCUAAAUGUUCUUUCGUGCACAUUUCUGCAACUAAGUUAGCUCAGAAGUACAUUGGGGUAGGCGCUAAGAUGGUUAGAGAAAUUUUUUUCCUGGCCAGGAAAUAUGCUCCAUGUAUUAUUUUUAUGGAUGAAAUCGACAGUAUUGGAUCUGCUCGUGUGCAAUCUGGUGGUGGAACAGACAGUGAGGUGCAGCGGACUAUGCUAGAGCUUCUCAGCCAGCUGGAUGGAUUUGAGGCAUCAAGCAACAUCAAGGUUAUAAUGGCCACAAAUCGUAUUGAUAUUCUGGAUCAAGCACUCCUUAGGCCAGGAAGAAUUGACAGGAAGAUUAAAUUUCCAAAUCCUACUGAACAGUCUCGUUGGGAGAUCAUGAAAAUACAUUCAAGGAAAAUGAAUUUAAGGCAUCGAGUUGAUUUGAAGAGGAUUGUAGAGAAGAUGAAUGGUGCAUCUGGUGCAGAGAUUAAGGCUGUUUGCACAGAGGCAGGGAUGUUUGCUUUGAGGGAGAGGAGGGUUCAUGUAAUGCAAGAAGAUUUUGAGAUGGCAGUUGGUAAGGUAAUGAAGAAGGAGACUGAGAAGAACAUUUCGUUGCAGAAGUUCUUUUACUAAUUCAUGUGUUGUUUACACCAAUUUAGGCACAAAGUUCACAAAAGAUAAGAGAGAGUGAGUUCACAAACUAAUACCACAUAACGUGGGUGAUAAGUUUACAAACUAUAUCACACCUCUCUCAUUUUCACUGUCGAAGAAAUGGAAAAGAAAUGUAAAGAAAUCAAGCAAGAUAUUUGAGAAAACACUCAGCUGUAUUGGCUGAGUACAAUUCAGCUGGAAUUGAUUGCAAAUGAUGUACAAACUGAUAUUCCUUUUGUAGGGACUUAACUACACACUAGUCAAACGAGCAUUUAAGGCUAUGGAGGGAAAAAUCAAAUAUAGCAGCUUCCAUUUUUCUAAUGUUACAGCUGCAUAUGAAAAUAUAUCCUUCACUCAAUAAUUUGGAGAUUAAAUUCUUAACAUCCAUUCAAGAAUGAUUAACCUGUCUAAACCCAAGUCUCUGGCAAUCUGUAACCUCAUACCAAUGCAUGCAGCAACAAUUCAAUGCAAUCCGGUACAGAGAUAAGUUUUCCAUUUAUCCCUAAGUCAUUAACCCUUGCAUUCCAAAUGCCCCAACACAAAAGAUAAGAGAGAGUGAGGUGAAGAAGAUUAGUGUGUACAUGGGUUAUGGAGUGACAUAAAAAGUAAAUGAAAAUGAUUUUGUCUUUUGACAGAACAGUAAACUUUUAACCUCAAAAAAUAAAAUUUCAAAGUUGUUUUUUCUACUAUGGGUGAGCAAAAAGGUGGGUAUUAAUAGAAAAUAUAAAUGAUGAAAUUCUUUCUGAAGUGUUACAUUGGAAU